Messenger RNA from Diabrotica virgifera virgifera (western corn rootworm), 2859 nucleotides. RefSeq lists its product as uncharacterized. The coding region runs from base 739 to 1386 and encodes 215 amino acids. Lineage: Eukaryota; Metazoa; Arthropoda; Insecta; Coleoptera; Chrysomelidae. The transcript has 2 exons. The record is from RefSeq and is a predicted model, not a curated record.
AGUAGAUACUGGAAUUCGAACAGAGGGCGUUUCUAAAGAGUUUCAGAUUCUUGAAAAAUCAGGGCAAAUGGAAACUUUGUCACCUUCCAAAAUUUGUGGAAGAACAAUUGUAGACGUCAUUUUUCCAAAGCUCUGCUAAGUUUUCCACACUGUGGUCUAUUUUCUUGUGAUGGUAGCACAGUAGAGUUGUUGAAAGAAACUAGGAAGGGAUUGGAAUCGACUUUUCUAUUCCAGUGUAACACCUGUAAGUCAACUGUGGAAGUUUCCACUGAUGAUCCAUAUUCGAAACAGACUCCAGUCAAUACUGCUGCUGUAACUGGAGUGAUAUCGAUUGGAUUGGGAUAUGCCAAUUUAAAAGAAUGGUGUUCUACCCUAAAUAUGCCAGUGAUGUCAAAGAUCUACAAGAAAAUAGAAGGAAAGCUGUGGACAAUUUCUAUAAUACAGCCACGGAAUUGAUGCUAGCUGCUGGAAAAGAGGAAGAAAGUCUAGCACAAGAAUGGGGUGAAGUUGAUCCAGAAGAUGACAAAGCUGUCAUUAGUGUAAUAGCUGAUGGUGCAUGGGCAAGAAGAUCUAAUAAAUCUAUAUUUUCGGCCAAUUCGGGUGUGGCUUCUAUCAUAGGAAAAAGAACUGGCAAACUAUUGUAUUUAGGUGUAAAAAACAAGUAUUGUUGUGUGUGCGUCAAAAAAUUCUAUCACUCCAUACGUAUGUUACAAAAAUUAUAACGGUACUUCGACUGCAAUGGAAAGUGCAAUUGUUGUAGAAGGUUUUAAACAGAGCAUACAAAUGCACAACUUGAAAUAUAAAUAUUUUAUUGCUGAUGGCGACAGCAGCACGUACAAAAAAAUGUGUGAAGCCAAACCGUACGGCAAUAACUUUUUUAUUGAGAAAAUCGAGUGUAAAAACCAAGAAAGGUGGCUAUCAGUUAAGGUGUUUGGCGGCAGCAGUGUCAUAUAUUCCCGUGGAAAUUAUUUAAAUAAUAUAUUGCAAAAUAUAAGCAAAAAUGCAACUGGUCAUUACCAAAAUUUAUUUUCUCAAAGAAAAAUUAAAAAAUGGAUACAAGAAAAAAAAAACCAAAAAAAAUAUUUUAAAAAACAAAGUAAUAAUAAACCUGAUAAAGACUAUGGUCUAAAUGCAGAAGAGUCAGUUCAGUUGUCGGAUGAAGAAUUCGAAGCAAAAAAACAGGAAUUUUUAAAAAAUCUGGUAAAAAAUAUCUCAGAAAGAACAGAGAUUUUUAAUAAUACCACUGCUCAAGGUAAUAGUGCUGCUUGGUAUGUAGAACGUCAACAACGGUUAACGUCCAGCAAUUUCGGAAAAAUAUGCAAAUUGCGAGAGAAAACAGACAGAACUAAAACUAUUGAAGCAAUAUUGAAUCGAACGUUUUGUUGAAAUAGAUUUACGGAAUAUGGAAUUGCGAAUGAACCGAAAGCAAAAGAAAUGUUAGAAACAAUUUUAAAUAUAAAUAUUGAACUAUCAGGACUUUUCAUACAUGAUGAAUAUCCCUUUCUUGCAGCUAGUCCUGAUGGCUUAAUAGGUGACUCAGGCGUAGUCGAAAUGAAAUGUCCAUAUAAAGCUAGAUAACUUACGUCUGAAGAAGCUAUUGAACAAAACAAACUUCAAUUUUGCCAAUUAAUUGACGGUCAAUUGCAUUUGAAAAGAACUGAUUCCUAUUACUACCAAGUACAAGGACAGUUAUUUAUUUCGAACAGCGAAUACUGUUACUUUGCAGUAUGGACCCCAAAAGGAAUUUUAUACGAAAAGAUUUAUAAAGAUAUAGAACUGUGGGAAAAUAUGCUACCAAAAUUGCAAGAUUUUUAUUAUAAUUUUUAUUUGAAACAACUUAUAAAGAAGUUUAGUUUUCCAUCGUAGCUAUAUCGUUUUGUUGAUAAACUUUUAAAAUUGUACUUACAAUACUUUCUUAGAAGAUGGUUACGACAUACAAUUUUUCUCAACAAAAUUAUUCACAUACGUAUUUUCUAACAUUUUUGAUGAACACUACUAUCUCCAUCGGCUAUUAAAAGUUUGUACGUAAUGCCAUGCGUGUACUACAUUUUAAUCCAUCUAGAAUUAUUUGACUUUCCAUUGCAGUCGAAGCUUUUGUCCAAUUUUUGUAACAUACGUGUUCAUUCUUACCUUCUCCGUAUAAUUUACAGUAGGAACAGUAUUUGUUCCUAAAACUUAAUCUUUUGUAUUCUGUAACCAAUAAUGGCUACAGCUCCAGAAUUGGGGUUAUACUUUGUUUUAUAUCAUACACUUUAUUCAAAAUAACCACAUUAUGAAUUUUCGUGAUCCAAAAAUAUUAACACAGAAAAAAAAAACAACCCUAACCUGCUUUCCUUGAGAUCGUUCUGAAAUUGAUAAUCACACACUUUUUAAGUUUGCAUUAAAUUUUGAACAUAAUUAAAUAUGUAUCACUAAUAUUCCAGACUCACUAGUUUGCUUUUUUUAAGAAAAACAACUUACUUAUUUUUUGUUACCAUUGAUUUUCUCAAUUUCUUAUAUACCCAUAUACGCUAUACCCAUAGUUACAUUUAGUCUGUGUCAGCCAUUUAUUUAUGAUUUAAAACUUUUUAAUAAUAAUCAAUCAAAGUACAGCUCCCGGAACGAACCAUGGCCGAUGUGAAACGCUGUCGACGAUCGUACGCCCACUUAAACUCUACAAGUCUACACAGACAGGAUUUCUCUCAACGACCAUGGUUCGCUCCGGGAGCUGUAUUGUCAUUUAGAUCAUUACUUGAAAAUUAACUAAUCUUCUUUUAAUUUUUUUAUAUGAUGUUUUUUGAAGAAGGAUGAUUGGAUACCUCUAUGUACCUUUGAUUAGUUGUAAAUAAAUUAUUAAAGUUAAAUAAAUUUUACUUCUAA